Messenger RNA from Pestalotiopsis fici W106-1, 894 nucleotides. RefSeq lists its product as uncharacterized. The transcript has 3 exons. NCBI's taxonomy places the organism in Eukaryota, Fungi, Ascomycota, Sordariomycetes, Amphisphaeriales, Sporocadaceae. The record is from RefSeq and is a predicted model, not a curated record. Gene Ontology annotation, molecular function: oxidoreductase activity. Bases 1 to 894 code for a protein of 297 amino acids.
AUGUCGUCUGGCGAACAAUUCAAGUCCGGCUUCUUGCCCAACCCUACGGAUCAGUCGUUCCCUGGCAAGGAACAGCAAUUGCCCGUGGAAGCUGUCUAUGACCAGUUGCCCGAUUUCAAGGGCGGCUUCCAAGACUACAAGGGUGCCGGCAAGCUGCAAGGGAAGAAGGCCCUCAUUACUGGCGGCGAUUCUGGUAUCGGCCGUGCGACCGCAAUUCUGUUUGCGCUAGAGGGCGCAGAUUCUGUCAUUGCUUACUUGCCCGACGAGCAAAAGGAUGCCGAGGAUACCAAGAGGCUCGUGGAGCGAAAGGGAGGAAAGUGCCAUCUAUUUUCCACAGACUUGACCGGCCAGAAGAACUGCGAACAGCUCAUUAGCGAGGCACUUCACGCCAUGGGAGGCAUUGAUAUCCUUUUCAACAAUGCUGCUUACCAAAUGAUGAAGGAUGACAUUUCCCAGAUCUCAGAGGAACAAUGGUUACACACUUUCAACACAAACAUCCACCCCAUGUUCUACCUGUCAAAGUACGCACUGCCUCAUAUGAAGCCAGGCUCGACCAUCAUCAACAAUGCCAGCAUCAACGCCUACAUUGGUCGUCCUGAUCUUCUGGACUACACCUCGACCAAGGGUGCAAUUGUCUCAUUCACUCGUGGUUUGAGCAACCAGUUCGUCUCCAAGGGCAUUCGUGUCAACGCUGUUGCGCCUGGUCCAGUGUGGACUCCCCUCAUUCCUGCCACCAUGACUGAGGAGGCUCAGAAGCAGUUCACCUCGCCAAUGGGCCGUCCGGCUCAGCCCUCCGAGAUUGCCAGUUGCGUGGUAUUUUUGGCUUCGGCUGACAGCUCAGUGAUUAGCGGUCAGACCAUCCACUGCAAUGGUGGUACUGUCGUCAACGGCUAA